AUGGCCUUGACCAAUUAUUUCUCUUCUCAGGAUCUCUAUAAAAACGUCUUACGAAGUGGCAACUCUCAAGAGAGCCAUUUUGUGUCUGGGCCAUCUUCCAAUUUUAUCGCUGGUGGCGCAGCUGGUUGUACAACAUUGGUCAUCAUCUACCCACUUGAUAUUGCACAUACCCGCCUCGCUUCUGAUCUUGGAAGACUUGAGGCUCGUCAGUUCCAAGGCAUCUCUCAUUUCCUGAGUACCAUAUACAAGAAAGAUGGAAUCCGAGGAAUUUACAGGGGCCUUCCUGCAUCUCUUCACGGGAUGGUUAUUCACCGGAGCCUUUACUUCGGAGGUUUUGAUACCAUAAAAGAGAUGAUGUCAGAAGAAUCUAAACCGGAGGUGGCAUUAUGGAAGCGUUGGGUGGCAGCUCAGGCGGCCACAACAUCUGCUGGAUUGGUUUCAUAUCCACUGGAUACAGUUAGGAGGCGGAUCAUGAUGCAAUCUGGCUUAGACCUGCCAAUGUACAGAAGCACCCUUGAUUGCUGGAGAAAGAUUUAUCAGACGGAGGGUGUGGCUUCAUUUUACCACGGGGCCCUUUCAAAUGCGUUUAGGAGUAUUGGUGCUGCUGCCAUAUUGGUUUUGUAUGAUGAGGUGAAAAAGUUUAUGAAUUAGGGUGGAUUGUAGAAGAAAUUUUUUUCAUUUUUUUUUUCAUUUUUUCAAUACAUUGACUCAGCUAAAGGAUUUAGAGUAGGAUAAGGAAAUGAUAGAGAAACUGAAAUCUUUUUGCUACACAAACGAGGGCAAUAGAGUUGAUAUGUGAUGUGUAUCUAUAGAUGAGGAUGGCCCAUUUGCCACGAACCUUUUUGAGGCUCUGGAGAUUACUCCCUGAUUUUUUUGUUGACAAAUGGAAGUACAGAAACUAGUUGGAAUUCUAUUAUGAAUGUUGAUCAUCAUAUCAUCCUUUUAUAAAAUUUUCUCAUUCCAAGAAUGAGGCAGAUGUGCUUGAUCCAGCAUAAUGGCAUUGUUUUUCUGUUUACAUCCCUUUUAAAACAGUGAUGAUUGUGUUUGUGAGACUUGUUGAAGGUUGAAUGCAUGCAGGCUGGUUGGAGGAACCAGACUUGUGAGUUCAUGUCCGCAGUAGAUUGGAUGUUGGUUCCUGUUGGAGUCAUACCACGGGGGCCUGAGCCGAGGAUUGGGGGAUGGCACAUUGCUAGGGAUUCGUGAGGUGCUCUAACACAGGAAGGUACUGUUUUUCUUUUUUUUUUCCCCUACUUCGGAUGUGUUUAGAUACAUAGAGAACUACAAUCGCUUUUGCUUUUGAGAGGGGUCCAGUGUAGCAAAUAGA
Messenger RNA from Camellia sinensis, 1324 nucleotides. NCBI's taxonomy places the organism in Eukaryota, Viridiplantae, Streptophyta, Magnoliopsida, Ericales, Theaceae. The record is from RefSeq and is a predicted model, not a curated record.